ACAAAACAAAUUGGAGGAAGCCCUGUUAUUUUCCGGACAAUUCACAGAUGCCCUGCAGGCCCUCAUUGAUUGGUUAUAUAGAGUUGAACCCCAGCUGGCAGAAGACCAGCCUGUCCAUGGAGACAUUGAUUUAGUGAUGAAUCUGAUCGAUAAUCACAAGGGCUUCCAAAAAGAAUUGGGGAAGAGAACCAGCAGCGUACAGGCCCUGAAACGCUCCGCCCGAGAGCUCGUAGAAGGCAGCCGAGACGAUUCCUCCUGGGUCAAGGUUCAGAUGCAGGAAUUAAGCACACGCUGGGAGACCGUGUGUGCACUUUCUGUAUCGAAGCAAACACGAUUGGAAGCAGCUCUGCGCCAGGCAGAGGAAUUUCACUCGGUGGUACAUGCCCUCCUGGAGUGGCUGGCUGAGGCAGAGCAAACCCUCCGUUUCCAUGGUGUUCUCCCAGACGAUGAUGACGCUCUUCGGACUCUUAUUGAUCAACAUAAAGAAUUCAUGAAGAAACUGGAAGAAAAACGAGCCGCACUCAAUAAAGCUACCAGUAUGGGAGACGCCAUUUUGGCCAUCUGCCACCCCGAUUCCAUCACCACCAUUAAGCACUGGAUAACAAUCAUCCGGGCCAGGUUUGAGGAGGUGCUGGCCUGGGCGAAGCAACAUCAGCAGAGAUUAGCAAGUGCUCUGGCUGGGCUCAUUGCUAAACAGGAAUUGUUGGAAGCAUUGCUAGCAUGGUUGCAAUGGGCUGAAACUACACUGAGUGAUAAGGAUAAGGAAGUCAUCCCUCAGGAAAUUGAAGAGGUGAAAGCCCUCAUUGCAGAACACCAGAGCUUCAUGGAGGAAAUGACCAGAAAACAACCUGAUGUGGAUAAAGUCACCAAGACCUACAAGAGGAGAACAGCUGAUCCUCCCUCGUUACAGUCCCAUAUUCCAGUCUUGGAUAAGGGACGAGCAGGAAGAAAACGCUUCCCAGCAUCAAGCCUAUAUCCCUCUGGAUCACAGACACAAAUCGAAACCAAGAAUCCCAGGGUCAACUUAUUGGUGAGCAAAUGGCAGCAAGUCUGGCUCCUCGCGUUGGAAAGGAGGAGGAAGUUGAAUGACGCCUUGGACAGACUGGAAGAGCUGAGGGAAUUUGCUAACUUCGAUUUUGAUAUCUGGCGCAAAAAAUACAUGCGAUGGAUGAAUCACAAGAAAUCUCGGGUGAUGGACUUCUUCAGGAGAAUUGAUAAAGAUCAGGAUGGGAAAAUAACUCGACAAGAAUUUAUCGACGGGAUUCUUUCCUCAAAGUUCCCAACCAGCCGCCUGGAGAUGAGUGCAGUUGCAGACAUCUUUGACAGAGACGGUGAUGGGUAUAUUGAUUACUAUGAAUUUGUAGCCGCCCUUCACCCAAAUAAAGAUGCAUAUAAACCUAUCACUGAUGCUGACAAAAUCGAAGAUGAGGUGACAAGGCAGGUAGCUAAGUGUAAAUGUGCAAAACGAUUCCAAGUUGAACAGAUUGGAGAUAACAAAUACAGGUUCUUCCUGGGAAAUCAGUUUGGAGACUCCCAGCAACUGCGACUUGUUCGAAUCCUCCGAAGCACUGUGAUGGUUCGUGUUGGAGGUGGAUGGAUGGCGCUUGAUGAAUUCUUAGUGAAAAAUGAUCCUUGCAGGGUUCAUCAUCAUGGGAGUAAAAUGUUACGUUCGGAAUCAAACUCUUCAAUUACCACUACUCAGCCUACUAUAGCUAAAGGAAGGACCAACAUGGAGCUUCGGGAGAAGUUCAUUUUAGCAGAUGGUGCCAGCCAGGGUAUGGCUGCUUUCCGACCCCGGGGCCGAAGGUCACGGCCUUCGUCGAGAGGAGCUUCGCCCAACCGAUCAACUUCUGUGUCCAGUCAGGCCGGCCAGGCGGCCUCCCCACAGGUCCCUGCCACCAGCACACCCAAGAUUCUCCAUCCUUUAACACGCAAUUAUGGUAAACCAUGGUUGACAAACAGCAAAAUGUCAACUCCUUGUAAACCAGCAGAGUGCUCAGACUUUUCCGUGCCAUCUGCAGAGGGAACACCAAUACAAGGCAGCAAGCUUCGACUUCCGGGGUAUUUAUCAGGGAAAGGCUUCCACUCUGGGGAAGACAGUGGCUUGAUAACAACUGCAGCCGCCAGAGUCCGAACACAGUUUGCUGAUCCCAAGAAGACUCCCAGCCGACCAGGAAGCCGAGCCGGAAGCAAGGCUGGCAGCAGGGCCGGCAGCAGGGCCAGCAGCCGCCGAGGCAGUGAUGCAUCAGACUUUGACAUUUCAGAAAUCCAGUCCGUGUGCUCAGAUGUGGAGACUGUCCCUCAAACACACAGACCUACGCCCCGAGCAGGUUCUCGGCCAUCCACAGCCAAGCCUUCAAAAAUCCCCACACCCCAGAGGAAAUCUCCUGCCAGCAAAUUGGACAAAUCCUCAAAGAGAUAGUGCAAUGGGUUCCACCAAGGCCCUUCCUUGAGCAUUUAUUAUUUAAGUUUGAAAGAUGUAAAAUAUGUAGAAAUUAUUGUGAAAUAUUGCAAGAAGUGAGUUUAAAAUUCUGCAGAUGGCCUUAUUUGUGUAUUUGUCUUUUUAUUUUAUCUGUAUAAUUUUUUUUGUCAGACAUUAUGGGGUUAAAGUCACAUCAUAUGUGAGGGGAAGAUAGAGUUUAACAUGCACUAACAUUUCUGCACUGUAAUGUGUGGAGCACACACUAAAAGCAAUUCCUGUACCUACAGGUAAGUCUACAUCCUCUCUGACGGCUGAAGCACUACAUCAGUAACUAAUAUUAAGGAUACCUCAUGACAUUUUCUUCCUUUCUUGGAAACUCUGAAAUGCCGAAAGACACACACAAGGGAUGUAUUUUGAGAUGAUUUAAAUGUAAACUAAAAGAUGAUGGAGGGCAGAAAGACAAGUGUAUCACGCAGUUUUUGUUAAGCAGUAUCAGACAGAGAACUCAUGGGAACUUACUUUAAGCCCUUGCCAGUGCUAUGGUAUUCAAGGACCUGGCAGCAUUUCUGUGCCAUUGUUUCACAGGAGGCCAGAGGUGUUCUGGAUAUUAGGCCUAUUAUACUGUAAGACUAUAAUUAUAAAGUGCAUUCAUAUAAAUGUGAGGUUUUCUUUUGCUUGAGUGGACAGUAGCACCUGUAUCAUUGAACUCAUUUUGUAUCAGAGCAAUUUUGCUUGCAGAAAGCUAUGAAAUAAAACAUGUCCCUUAACUACAUUGCUAUGGAAUUAAUUUUUUUCCCCAGGGAAAAUCAGUGUAUUUUUUUAUGAGCAAUAUCAAUUUGGAGUGACCAAAAGAUACUUAAAAAUGGGUUUAUUUUGAUUUCUCAUCUGAAAUAAUCAUGUUCUGGUAUUAUAUCUAUAUUUAAUAAAUAUAUACAUUUUAACUUAUUAUGUAUACUCACUAUAGAAAGAUAUUAGUAUGCAUUUAAUAAAACAUAUUCACUUGAA
Messenger RNA from Hipposideros armiger (great roundleaf bat), 3427 nucleotides. Its product is annotated as dystonin-like. The transcript is spliced from 17 exons. Gene Ontology annotation, biological process: intermediate filament cytoskeleton organization; hemidesmosome assembly; wound healing. The record is from RefSeq and is a predicted model, not a curated record. Lineage: Eukaryota; Metazoa; Chordata; Mammalia; Chiroptera; Hipposideridae. Gene Ontology annotation, cellular component: membrane; intermediate filament; focal adhesion. Gene Ontology annotation, molecular function: calcium ion binding; structural molecule activity; microtubule binding. The annotation marks the transcript as partial.